Messenger RNA from Rodentolepis nana, 2139 nucleotides. The record is from the annotation of a GenBank genome assembly. NCBI's taxonomy places the organism in Eukaryota, Metazoa, Platyhelminthes, Cestoda, Cyclophyllidea, Hymenolepididae.
AUGAAAAAGAUUCCGGUCGAGAAUACAGUCAUCACAGUGGUCGUUUUUCUCGACGACGUGGGUCAAGAGAACGCCGUCGCGAGUGUUCUCGUGAUCGCAGUCCCAUCUCAACCAUUCCUCCCAGGCAGACCUCGAAUGCCCCGGAAUCAUCCUCACGUUCGAAACGAAAGACAGCAACUAAUGAUUCAAAAGGACGUGGAGGAGGAGGAGGAGAUGGAAAGUGGUCCUAUCGAAAGAGUCAUCGCAGUAGUCAUCAUGGUCGAUCACCUGCACCACGAAGCGGUUUCGACUGCAGUUGUUGAUAUUAGUGUGAAGCAGCGUCGAUCUUUCCUCGGUGUCUUCCAAAUGUUUCCACUCAGUCAACACUUCAACGUUGUCACGGUCCUCUUCAGGACCAUUCCAAUUCAAAUUGUUUCUUCCCUUUCCAUCCCUUCACCACUCUGCCCCACUCUGCACCACUCUGCACCACUCUGCACUGUGUCUCAGUGCUCGGUACUGCCACUUUUGAUGGUGAUCAAUGUGGCACAAGUUGACACCUGUCAUCUCCACAUGUGCAGUGGAACUAGUGCAUUCGAAGGUGGCAAAUGAUAUGAUGGUGGUGGUGGUGGUGAUGGUGAUGGUGAUGAUGAAGACAAACCUUGGAAAAAGCCAGGUGCUCAUAUGACUGGGGACACCUGGAAUGAAUAUGGUGGGAAGCAGAGGACUCUUCGUCAAGAGGAUGCGAAUUCCGCCCCCAUACCAGUUGUGAUUGGAGGUGCAGUGGGUCUUAAUCUAUCAGGUGGCAACUAUCGUGGACCCAGAGCUAACGGUGCUCUUAGCCGGCAUGUCGAAGAUAUUACAACUGGUAAUCUGGCCCGUUCGUCAUGUAUGAGUGAAAAUGUUGCCGAGAAGAGUAGAAAUAGUCAUCUUGGUUCGGCACAAGCACAACCACUUAUGUUCCCUCCUGCUACUGCGUUUCCUCCCACGAAUGGUGGCCAUUUUCUAUCUCCAUUCACCAACCCUCUCUGUUUUCCCCCAACUGGUUUCGUUGUUUCAUCCCUUCCUCCACCUCCACUUGGCUCUACUUUCCAGCCAAAACAGCUUCCUGGUUUCCCCAGUCUAGGCAAUGAGUCAUUUGUGGAGGACCAGGAGCAAGAAAUCCAUAUCAUACUUCUCCCUAUACCAUGUUUCCAGAGGACGAUUUCGGGAGUCGUCGCUCGAGUCGCUCGAGUCACUCGAGUCGCCGAAGUCGCCGAAGCCACCGAAGCCACCGAAGUCGCUCUCCUCACAGCAGGGAUUAUCAUCGUGGCUGUCAUAGCAGACGUCCCAUCUCAACCAUUCCUCCCAGGCAGACCUCGAAUGCCCCGGAAUCAUCCUCACGUUCGAAACGAAAGACAGCAACUAAUGAUUCAAAAGGACGUGGAGGAGGAGGAGGAGAUGGAAAGUGGUCCUAUCGAAAGAGUCAUCGCAGUAGUCAUCAUGGUCGAUCACCUGCACCACGAAGCGGUUUCGACUGCAGUUGUUGAUAUUAGUGUGAAGCAGCGUCGAUCUUUCCUCGGUGUCUUCCAAAUGUUUCCACUCAGUCAACACUUCAACGUUGUCACGGUCCUCUUCAGGACCAUUCCAAUUCAAAUUGUUUCUUCCCUUUCCAUCCCUUCACCACUCUGCCCCACUCUGCACCACUCUGCACCACUCUGCACUGUGUCUCAGUGCUCGGUACUGCCACUUUUGAUGGUGAUCAAUGUGGCACAAGUUGACACCUGUCAUCUCCACAUGUGCAGUGGAACUAGUGCAUUCGAAGGUGGCAAAUGGUAUGCAGGAUUUUCUGGAUUUGGAUCUUCUUGUCUUGUGACCUCCCUCCAGCAUUCCAUUGAUGGAUGUAUAGAAGUUGUAAUUCGCAAGACAAGGGCGAUUUCCUUUCAGACUAAUCAUUAUAGUUUAAAAUCAACUGCAAGUUAUGGACUUUUCUACAACAUAAGAGUCUACGUUGUCCAUGGACCACCACGUGGAGGUACCCGGAAUCCUUCAAUGCUUAUCAGCACAUUAGUGUACACCCCUCGUCCGAUCCCUCCCCCAAAUCUUUAUUUAAACCCCAACUCUAAUGGGGAGACUGCAGAUACUUUGUACACCGAGGGCGAUAAUGAAGAACAAAGAGGAUGA